UUGUGAGUCAACGAGAUAAGUGCAUGUUUUUUAAAUAAUAUAUUAUUGUUCGACUAUAAUCUUGAGGAUAACAAGUUAUAUUUGAAUUCAGUAUCAUUUGAAAGUAUUGAUUGCACUGUGCUAUGUGUUUUUAAGAUUAAAGGAGCUCAUAUAAACCUUUUCCUUAAAAAAAAAUGGCAAAUAUUCAGGAAGAUGAUAAUUUCGUAAUUCAUGGACUGAAGUCGGAAAUACCUCUGGUUAAGUUACCCGUUGGAAAGCUCAUUCAAAAUGAACUUUUAAAUGUUCCCGCGGAAGCAGUAGCUUUGAUAGACGGAUUUACUCAAAAACAGAUCCUGUACAGGGAACUCUUACAAAAAUCAGUAGACCUGGCUGAAGCACUCAGACGACACGGUUAUGAAGGGCAACACAACGUCUUUUCAAUAUCCAGCGAGAAUUGUCUGGAAUUUUUUAUUCCAGUUUUUGCCAGUUAUUUUAAUGGCACCAUUAUGGCUCCACUAAAUCAUUUGUAUACAGAGUAUGAGCUAGAAUACGUCUUAAAAAUUAGUUAUCCCAAAGUAAUAUUUUGUUCCGAAGACACUCUUGAUAAUUUUAUUAUAUUGAAAAAGAAGUUGGGAUUUAUUGAAAGAAUCAUUUUACUGAGUAGAUCAGAUGAAACUCCAGCUUCCAAUGAGUACGAAACUAUUGAUGAAUUUUCCAAAAAUACCUUGCAAGGAGUUAAUGUAGAUCCAAGAACAUUUAGUCCCACGUUAGGUGAUGUCAACAAGAUGGUGGCUUUGAUAAUGUGCUCCUCUGGCACUACUGGUCUUCCUAAGGGUGUAGCUAUAUCGCAUUUGGCACUUUGUCUUAGAUUAACUCAUAGUAGGGACCCACGGUACCAAAACACCAAUAGCAAGUUCCUUCUCGGAAUAAUGCCUUUCUUCCACGGUUAUGGUAUGCAUGUCACCUUUAGUAGCCUGCUAAAUGGACACACCGUUAUCUGCAUGAGGCAAUUUGAUGGCGAAGUUUACCUUAGGUCAAUCCAAGAUUAUAAGAUUGACUCCAUAGGAAUUGCUCCACCUUUGGCUCUAUUCUUUAUCAACUCACCUCUUGUAGACCAAUAUGAUUUAAGUAGUCUUAAAGAUGUAUUUUGUGGAGCGGCUCCAUUGGGUCGAGACGUUGAGGAGCAAUUGAAAAAAAAACUAAAUAUUAAAUCGAUGCGUCAAGGCUAUGGCCUUACAGAAAUGACCCUAGCCGUUACAGUCGUAACUUAUGGUGAUUCAAGACCAGGUUCGUCUGGUAAAGUGAUAUCUUUUUUAUCUGGCAAAGUUAGAGAUCCAGAAACCGGAAGAUCGUUGGGACCAAAUCAGGUUGGAGAGCUCUGCUGGAAGGGGCCUUAUCAAAUGCUUUACUAUUAUAAUAACCCAGAAGAAGAAAUGCCAGAAGACAACACACACGUAUUCCAUGGAGGCGAAUCUCCAAUACCACUUAUAAGAGAAACCAUUGGACCGCAACUAAAGCAAAUAUUCCAAAGUUUACCCAAAGAUGCCAUAGCAAUGAUCGAUGCCUUCACUCACGAAAAACUUCUUUACUCCGAACUGUUCCAAAAAACUGUUAACCUCGCAACUGCACUUAGACACUAUGGGUACGACGGCCAAAAUAACGUGCUCUCAAUUAGUAGCGAAAAUUGUCUGGAUUUCUAUGUUCCGGUUCUGGCAAGCUUCUGUAAUGGCUCUAUUAUGGCCCCUUUUAACCAUCUUUAUACCCCUUAUGAGUUAGAACAAGUCAUGCGGAUAAGCAACCCUAAAAUCAUUUUUUGUUGCGAGGAUGUAGUAGAAAAAUUUGUGCACUUAAAGGAGAAGCUAGGAUUUAUAGAGAGAAUCAUUGUAUUAGGUAUCUCCACUCUAAGCUCUAAAAUACAAGAACUUAAAUCCAAUGUGGAAACUCUGGAUGGGUUCAUACACAGUGCUUUGCUAGGGAAAAAUGUGGAUGUAAACAAAUUUGAACCCGUAAGAGAGGAUGCCAGCCAAAUGGCCGCCUUAAUAUUAUGUUCAUCUGGAACAACUGGACUACCAAAAGGAGUCACUCUAUCACAUUUACCAUUAUGUGUAAGAUUAGUACAUAAUAGGGAUCCACGUUAUUUUAUUACUGACUCAAAGACAGUAUUGGGUCUAAUGCCUUUUCAUCAUGGUUUCGGGAUGUUUGUGGGAUUUAGCGCUCUGGCCAGCGGACAAACCAUAAUCAGCUUAAGAAGGUUCGACGAAGAUCUAUUUUUAAAGUCCAUACAAGACUAUAAAAUUCAAACUUUAUACGUUGCACCCCCAUUGGCUAUUUUUUUGGCGGGAACUAAGAAACUGGAUCAGUAUGACUUAAGUAGCGUAACGGAUUUUGUAUGUGGAGCGGCGCCUUUAUGUGAAGAGAUUGAGAAAGAAGUAAAACGCCGAUUUAAAUGUGAUUCGGUUCGUCAAGGUUAUGGAUUAACAGAAAUGACUCAAGCUAUCGCUAUUGUUCCCAGGGGUGAAUCCAGGCAUGGUUCUUCUGGCAAAUUAAUGUCUUUUAUUUCUGGAAAAGUUCGGGAUCCAGAAACUGGUCGUUCAUUAGGACCUAAUCAAGUGGGAGAGUUUUGUUGGAAGGGACCCUAUGCGAUGAUGGGUUACUAUAAAAACGAACAAGCUACUAAAGAUAGUUUUACGAGUGAUGGAUGGCUUAAAAGUGGAGAUUUGGGAUACUACGAUAACGAUGAAUAUAUUUAUAUAAUAGACCGUAUAAAAGAGCUAAUAAAAUAUAAGGGUUAUCAGGUUGCACCUGCUGAGUUAGAAGCCAUUAUUAUUAAUCAUCCUAAAGUUAAGGACGUAGGAGUUGUUGGUGUACCGGAUGAUUUGGUAGGAGAACGACCUCUGGCAUUUGUGGUUAAGAAAGAAAAUAUCGAUGUUUCUGAAGAGGAAAUUAAACAACACGUAGCAAGUUUCGUUUCACCACAGAAACGACUAAGCGGUGGUGUAAUUUUCGUAAAUGAUAUACCGAAAAACGUAAGUGGAAAAAUACUCCGGAGAAAACUGAGGGAUUUAUUAAAGAACUAUACCAUGCAAACCUUAGAAUCAAAGCUUUAGAGUUAUAUUAAUGUAUUUUUAAUAAAUUUACCUUUAUA
Messenger RNA from Anthonomus grandis grandis, 3124 nucleotides. RefSeq names its product luciferin 4-monooxygenase-like. The transcript has 15 exons. The record is from RefSeq and is a predicted model, not a curated record. The coding region runs from base 174 to 3086 and encodes 970 amino acids. Gene Ontology annotation, molecular function: long-chain fatty acid-CoA ligase activity. Gene Ontology annotation, biological process: long-chain fatty acid metabolic process; fatty-acyl-CoA biosynthetic process. Lineage: Eukaryota; Metazoa; Arthropoda; Insecta; Coleoptera; Curculionidae.